Molecule: messenger RNA, 1711 nt
Organism: Diachasma alloeum
Lineage: Eukaryota; Metazoa; Arthropoda; Insecta; Hymenoptera; Braconidae
Exons: 3
Coding region: 325-1311 (328 amino acids)
Cellular component (GO): nucleus
Molecular function (GO): zinc ion binding
Source: RefSeq, a predicted model, not a curated record
UACGACAAUAACAUAACCAACAAUAACCACUUGGUGAUGUUCAAGUCAUCAGAUAUCAUCGACAAAGACACUAGACACUUGACUGGAGAUCGUAAAAAACUGCGAGCACGUGGAAUUCGUAACUAUUUCGCGUAGAUGUGAUUUAAGAAUGUAAACAACAGGUGUGGAGAGGGAUUCUUGGAUUUUUUGGAUCGCAUUGGGGGGUUUCUACAAGUAGAAAAGAGGAAUACAAUGUUUGGUGCAAUUACUGUUCGUGCAGUUUGAAAUCUUCGAGGGAAAUUGUUAUUGAUGAGUCCAUUGACGUAACCUCUGAUUUAUUUGGCCAUGACGAUGGAGAAGUGUCGAUUGUGUGGAGAGGAGAGCAGCAGUUUAUCACCCAUUUUCAGUGGUAAAUUUAAUAUCGCUGGGAAAAUAGUCACGUGUCUUCCGAUUAAGGUUGUGGAGAACAAUGAUCUACCCCAAGAAAUCUGUGAUUCGUGUGGCAAUGUCGUUGACAUUUGCUACAAAAUGAUCCUCAAAUCGAUGGAGAUUGAUUCAGAAUUCAGAAACGGUGUGAUAAAAAAUUUAGAAAACCAAAAGUCAAAUGUCAAAGGUCUUCGUGAUGGAAAAUUGGAUCCACAAGUUUUACUGAUAUCCCACAAUAAAAAUCAUGGAGAUUCUGUUAAAAAAAGGGUAGUGGUUAAAAAUCAGGAGGAGAGAAUGGAAAUUGAUAUUGAACCUCAUUCACUUGUAGCUCAGGAGAGAUUUUUCGACAAGGACAUGAAAAUUUAUUGUUAUUCUGAGGAUAAAGACGACAUGAGGAGUGAUAUACUCAGGAAUUUGUUGUCACAGAGGUCUCAGAGGAAGACUAUUUUGAAUGAACACUCGUAUGCAUCGACACCUGCAUUAUCUUCACCAGUGGCUGAUGUGAAAAUCAAUCUGAAUAAUCAGAAUCAGAAAUUGAUUAUUCCUAAGAGGAAUUUACCUGUCCUGGGGGAUCACAAUUACUUCAAAAAAAUCAAUGACUCACAGUUGAUCGAUUACUACGACAAAUUUCACACACAGAGCAUGGCAGUCGACCAUGAUUAUUACGACAGAAACAUGGAGCAGAAGAAGAAGAUUUGCGUGGACUCAUAUCCCUGCAAACUAUAUUCAAGAGGUUUUACGUCAGUUAUACCCUUGGAGAAACACGAAGUCGUUGAUGGAAUUGCUGAGCCUGAUCACUGGGAUCUCUGUACUGAUAUGAUGAAUACCUCAAUUGCUAAUUAUUCAGAGUGGACGGAGAGUCAGAGACAGGGUUUUUUACUUGUUAAGUGUGAGGAGAUCUUGUGAGUGGCAUUGGGACCUUAGGGCGACAGGUUUGGAAUGGACGCACUGGAAUGACACCAUGGAGGGCAAAAACAUCAUUUUCGUUCGAGCAAGAUGAUUUAAAGAAAUUCUAAUCAUAAGGGGAUUCACUCAACCCAGUAGAAAAUGUCAGAAGAACUUUUUUGUGGCUGGAAUUUCCAGAAAGAAUGACUCUGGACAUUCUAUACUGAAAUAACUCACCAUUUUGCCCUGUUUACUCUUUUGUUUCAGUAUUUGCACUGAAAUCUUUCUGUUAUUCUUCAUUUUUCAUCAUUUAUGUAUCAUUUAUCAACAUUUCAUGCGAACUAACCCAGUGGAAAAGUGUAGACACUUGAAAAGUUCAUUCAUGUCGCUACAUUGUGUUAAUAAAAUUAUUAUAAAACGA